Molecule: messenger RNA, 4272 nt
Organism: Gadus macrocephalus (Pacific cod)
Lineage: Eukaryota; Metazoa; Chordata; Actinopteri; Gadiformes; Gadidae
Gene: flrt3
Product: fibronectin leucine rich transmembrane 3
Exons: 3
Coding region: 1107-3059 (650 amino acids)
Molecular function (GO): protein binding
Source: RefSeq, a predicted model, not a curated record
GGCCCCGCCUCCAGAUGACAUCAGUGCUGUAGUGAAGCAGACCUAGAAGCAGUUACAACUCCACAUUUGUAUUGAGGACUCCUUAGCGGAUCCGCGCUCCAGCCGUUCGUCGUGUUCUGCACAACUCCUAGAAUGUGUGUAUAAAAUGCGUAAGCAUUAGUAAAUAUACCAACGAGAACUUACAUCAGAGGUAGCUCCUGAAUUGGGCUGUCUGGAUCUGAAUUUAAACCCCAAUAACCUGGAUUGGAUUAUUUCAUUUACUAGUGUUUCAUUUUUGUGUUGCCCUAAAAGCUAUUUUAAGCGGAUACCAGUUUUGGGGUUGAUUGUAGAGGGGUCUAACCAAACUGUGGGGAUGGAAGUGAGAAAAUAACAGCCAAGCUAUGGAUUUGUGAGUGGGACUGUGCCAAAGAGGACAACUAACCCCGGCCCUGUUGACAUAGGCUGCGUGCUUCAAGGACAGGGACCCGGGCCACUGGAUUACUGUUUUUCGACGGGCUCAAGGAGGCAGAAGAGGAUUGUGCUUUAGCCGGAAGACCUGGAGUAUAACAAGCCAAACAGGCCUGGACUGAGGCCUGUGGCACAGGACGCCGGCAUGGUUCAGCCCAGCUUUGUGUCCACUCACCAUGACUGCUAGGGCAGAGGAGCUAAAGGAUAUUUUGCUGCAGCUAACCCCUGUUUACAGAGGAACAAAUAUCAAGCGGCCCAAAAACUAAUUUGGGGACAAGGCCUCGCACACGAAAAAAAGGUUUUCGAAAGCAUCAGGAAUUUUAAUAUUCUCUGGUGAUUGCAUGUUUUUGUCCCCGAGUGUGGAUGCCUUUUCUCUGGGCUUAUCUGCCAUGGUAAAAGCUUUGAAAGCAUGAGCUCCUGACAACAGAGUCGAGGUCAUCGACUGAACAAGGAUCCAGCUCAGCAAACAUUGACCUGGUCGGGAUAUCCUGAUAAACCCCCAUCCUUCGAAACUUUUUGCUUUUGAAGAGGAUCAGAACAAAUUCUGGGGUGAAAAUCAUUAUUGGAUUUUGUCGGCCGGAAAGGAUUUACCAUCAACGUCUCGAACGUCAGUUACGGUUCUCGUGAGGGAUUGACCCGCCGAACCAGACAGCUUCAAGAUGGUGCCUCAGUGCAAGUCCUUCGUUCUCUUCCUCGUCCGCAUCGGGCUCCUCCUGGGGCUGGCCAACCCCCUGGUCACCUCGGCUUCCUGCCCCUUAUCCUGCCGUUGUGAUGGCACCUUCAUCUACUGCAACGACCGCGGCCUGACCUCCAUCCCGCUCGGCCUACCCCUGGACUCCACAGUACUCUUUCUGCAGAACAACCGCAUCAAAAGCUCCGGCAUUCCCACAGAGCUUCAGAGGCUGGUUAAUGUGGAGAAGAUCUACCUGUACUGCAACAACCUGGACGAGUUCCCAACUAACCUUCCGCUGGGCGUCAAAGAGCUCCACCUUCAGGAGAACAACAUUCGGAUGAUCACUCACACCUCCUUGUCCCAGAUCCCCUACAUCGAGGAGCUGCACCUGGACGACAACUCGGUGUCGGCGGUGAGCAUCGAGGAGGGCGCGUUCAGGGACAGCAACCACCUCCGGUUGCUGUUCCUCUCCCGGAACCACCUGAGCACCAUCCCUCCAGGCCUGCCCAUGACCAUCGAGGAGCUGCGCUUCGACGACAACCGCAUCUCCUCCAUCUCGGAGCAGUCCCUGCAAGACCUCAUCAACCUGAAGCGGCUGGUUCUGGAUGGUAACCUGCUGAACAACCGUGGGAUCGGGGAGAUGGCUUUCAUCAACCUGAUCAAUUUGACUGAGCUCUCGCUCAUGAGGAACUCUCUGACGUCUCCUCCGGCGAACCUGCCUGGAACUAGUUUGGAGAAGUUGCAGCUGCAGGAUAAUCACAUUAACCGGGUUCCGCCUGGGGCUUUUGCCUUCCUCAGGCAACUGUAUCGGCUGGACUUGUCUGGGAACAACCUGAGCAGCCUCCCGCAGGGCGUGUUUGAAGACUUGGACAAUCUCACACAGCUCCUGCUGCGCAACAACCCGUGGCAGUGCACGUGCAGGAUGAUGUGGGUGCGUGACUGGCUACGGUCCUUGCCCACCAAGGUGAAUGUACGCGGCUUCAUGUGCCAGGGCCCUGAUAAGGUCAAGGGCAUGGCCAUCAAAGACCUUUCCACAGACAUGUUUGAUUGCACCGACACGGAAUUCAGCCCGACCUACGAGACGAGCACGGUCUCCAACACUUUCCCCCCCUCUCAGCCGCAGUGGCCCAUAUACGUGACUAAACGGCCCGUGGUGAAGGGCCCAGGCAUAAGUAGGAACUACCACAGCACCACCACGUCCUCGGGCAAGAAGAUGAUCACCAUCAGUGUGAAAUCGACCAGUGUGGACACGGUGCACAUCUCUUGGAGGGUGUCGCAGCCCAUGACCGCGCUGCGACUCAGCUGGCUGAAGCUGGGUCACAGCCCUGCCUUCGGAUCCAUCACGGAGACCAUAGUGCAGGGGGAGACAACAGAGUACCUUCUCACGGCGCUGGAGCCAGAUUCUUCCUAUAGGAUAUGCAUGGUUCCCAUGGAGACCAGCAACAUUUACCUGUCUGACGAGAAGCCUGUGUGCAUCGAGACAGAGACUGGCUCCCAGAAGUCCUACAACCCCACCACCACGCUGAACCGGGAGCAGGAGAAGGAGCCUUACAAAAAUACCAGUCUGCCUUUGGCUGCUAUCAUUGGAGGGGCUGUGGCUCUCUUGGCAAUAAUUAUGUUGGCGCUGGUGUGCUGGUACGUCCACCGGAACGGUUCCAUCUUUUCCAGGAACUGCACCUACAACCAUGGUCGUAGGAGGAAGGACGACUAUGCAGAGGCGGGCACCAAGAAGGACACCUCCAUUCUGGAAAUAAGGGAGACUUCCUUUCAAAUGAUCCCUAUAAACCACCUGCCUGUGUCCAAGGAGGAGUUUGUGAUACACACGAUCUUCCCGCCCAACGGCCUGAGUUUGUACAAAAGCCCAAACAGCGAUAACAGUAUUAACAACAGGAGCUACAGAGACAGUGGAAUACCAGAUUCAGAUCACUCCCACUCAUGAUAUUACGCGUGGACAUUCGUACUCGAGUGCGUAACGUAAAAACAGAGUGAAAAGACUUCUACAAACACACUGGAUCUAUAAGACUAAGAAAGCAAUGUUCUGUACAUUUGCCAUAUAAUUUAUAUUUAAGGACAUUUUAUGAAGAUGAAGAACGUUCCAAUUGCAGGCCACUGGUUCAUCAGUGAGUGUUGUAACUAACUGCAAUUCUAUAUUUUAGGAAUUUGUAGUAAUUUGUACUGUAUUUGCGUUGCUUAAGGUUACCGACCAACUAAAAAGAAACUCUGUUCUACUGAGAUAUGAUGACUUGUCAACUGUGAAAGUGGGUUUUCAUUGCUGUGUUGAACAAUCAGACUUAGAAAACCUUGUAGUAUAAGCACAGGUCAUAUUCUAACUUUGUGACUGUUGGUAAAACAAAAAGGCAAAAAAAAAAGAAAUGACAUAAAAUAAGGCACAUCUGAUCAAGUAAUAGGCUAAGCGGGCAUGCUGCUUACCUACAGGCUUUGCAGACGGUAGCUGUGCCCCAGAGACAAAAUAAAUGUUAAUUCUGGUAAUCUAGUAUUAAAGUGGGAUUGGGGAGAAAAGACCCACAGAGACGAGGUGCUUUCGUUCUGUUUUUUUUCCUAGUGUGUGAAGUAUUCCUUUUCUGAUUGUAAGAAGCGGACGUGUUUCAGCGCGGUAACCCGCGUGGGGUUUACCGUGGUGUUCCAGAACGGCCUGUGAGCCACAGCACAGGGUGAAUAAAGCACACCACAACCCAAGAAACUCUCUCUCUGCUUCUCAAUUAUAAGUAGAGUCAAAAGACUGACACAGGACUCCGCCCCACUAUCUAUUUGUACAAGCCAAACAAAAGGCCAAACCACAAUGGUGACAUUCUUUAGUACCGUGUACCAUGCGUCACUUUAGACACCCGGGCAGAGAAAGUAAAAGCUUGUUGGCUUUCAUUAGAACACCACAGUGUCAGCGACUCCUUGUUAUAAGUAUUAUUUUUUCUUAUUAUUUACAAUUUCACACUUUUACGUUGCCACAGUUUAAAAAUUAAUUGUUCUUUACAAUGGAAAACCAAAGUGCAUUGUACGCCCUUUGGCCAGUCUUGUAUGUGCCUUGAUCCAAUGCUUAUUGUAUUUAGCUUUUUAAGAAACCAGUGACUUUUUUCAUACACACUUGAAUAUGAGAGAUAUUGGUCAUAUUGCAGAAUAAAAGUGGACAAAAAUUA